Molecule: messenger RNA, 546 nt
Organism: Recurvomyces mirabilis
Lineage: Eukaryota; Fungi; Ascomycota; Dothideomycetes; Mycosphaerellales; Teratosphaeriaceae
Exons: 1
Coding region: 1-546 (181 amino acids)
Source: RefSeq, a predicted model, not a curated record
AUGUUCAGGACCACAUUCACCAACAACGUGGCGGAUCCAAUACCACAAGAUGUCUACCCAGAUACCGUGACAAAACUCCUCCACAAUCACGAAUUCCUGAUAACCAUGUCACCGAUCGUGACCCGCCAUGAAGAGCGUGAUCGCGACGAAGAAACUGGCAAAAUAAGCUACGAAGUCUACGAGAAACUGGACCUUCUACCCUUCGGCCUAUGGAAGUAUGAAAUACGCUUCACCUGUGCCUUCCAGAACAGGCCAGAUGGAGUAGUGUCAUACAUCCAAGCACCAAUGGGUUUUAAUUCCAGAGCGGAGUACACGAUCCGGACAGCUCGACAUGACGACGGCGAGGCUAUAUUGAAUGCGUAUGAGAAUGUUGGAUUUGGCGGGACUACUGGCGGUACUGCCAUGGUGUUGGAUGAGGUGAUUGAAAGUACUUGCUCUGUCCUAUUCAAGCCUUUCGUGGAAAUGACUAUGGUGCCUGUAAGGAGGAAGAUGCAUGCACAGAUUAUUGCCAAGGCACGAGAGAUGGAUCGAGGUGUUGAGAGCUGA